Cheilinus undulatus (humphead wrasse) is the source of this 2408-nucleotide messenger RNA. It is a transcript of the gene slc35h1, whose product is annotated as solute carrier family 35 member C2. Gene Ontology annotation, cellular component: cis-Golgi network; endoplasmic reticulum-Golgi intermediate compartment; Golgi apparatus. The transcript is spliced from 10 exons. Gene Ontology annotation, molecular function: antiporter activity. The record is from RefSeq and is a predicted model, not a curated record. Gene Ontology annotation, biological process: UDP-glucose transmembrane transport. The coding region runs from base 527 to 1615 and encodes 362 amino acids. NCBI's taxonomy places the organism in Eukaryota, Metazoa, Chordata, Actinopteri, Labriformes, Labridae.
UGAAAUACUACCACUUCCUGGUAGGUUAUGCUGAUUCCGAAUUAAAGAACGGUCCACUCUGGUUUGAGCUAUGUCUUUGUUCGUAGUACAUGUGACUUUCAGAUGGUGAAUAAAUAGGAUCUUUGUUUACGGAGAUAAUAUCAGUGGAGUUCGGCAUAAGGAGGAUGUCGCUGCACUAAGAUGACACGACGCCACGGUGGACGCAGUGUGUACUCUGUCACUAGUUGCAGAGGGGGAGUAAUAGUGUUAGAGGCUUAACUAAGCGUAGAGUCACUUCAGAGGGUAAAAUCGCGUGUUCAAUUUUCCACAGACUUAGCUUGUGCAGCCAAAUGAAUAGUAUCUUUGUGUACAGUUAGCUAAUGCGAAUAGACGGUAGCGGGAUGUAACCCGGUGAGCCCAGAUAACAAUUGGACCUGUUAAACUUAGCGGAACAACCAUCUGGAAGAGCUGCCUGCUGCACAUUCAUUGUUGAGAUGAACUUUCCAAAGUAGCAGUCUCUCUGAACCACUGAUCCUGGCAGCCCUUUAUGGCGUGCCCUGUCCAGUUCCUCUGCCGAGGGCUUCGUACUGUUGGAUUAGUUCUCCUGUACUACGCCUUUUCUAUAGGCAUCACCUUCUAUAACAAAUGGCUGAUGAAGGAUUUCCACUACCCUCUCUUCAUGACGUUGGUUCACCUCACCAUCAUCUUCUGCCUGUCAGCUCUGACACGGCGGGCCAUGCAGCUCUGGACAGGGAAACCACGCAUCAUUCUGAGCUGGAGAGACUACCUACGUAAAGUAGCACCUACAGCCUUGGCAACAGCACUAGACAUUGGACUUUCCAACUGGAGCUUCCUCUUCAUCACCAUAAGCUUGUACACCAUGACCAAGUCUUCAGCCGUGCUCUUUAUUCUCUUUUUCUCCCUCAUCUUCAAACUGGAGGAGCCGAACCCAUUCCUGAUCCUGGUGGUUCUGCUGAUAGCUUCAGGUCUGUUUAUGUUUACAUUUGAGUCAACUCAGUUCAACAUGGAGGGCUUCAUCAUGGUGCUGCUGGCGUCCUUCCUAGGGGGCAUCCGCUGGACCCUCACUCAGGUCCUCAUGCAGAAAGCUGAGCUGGGUCUUCAGAACCCAAUAGACGCCAUGUACCACCUACAACCUCUCAUGUUCCUUGGCCUCUUUCCUCUCUUCUUGUUUAAUGAAGGCCUCAGCCUCAGCACCUCAGAAAAGUUAUUCCGGGUGACAGAGCUUUCACCCCUCCUUCAUUCACUCGCCACACUCAGCAUCGGCGGCACGCUGGCUUUUGGUUUGGGCUUCUCCGAGUUUCUGCUGGUCUCCAAGACCUCAAGCCUCACAUUAUCUAUUUCAGGGAUCUUUAAGGAGGUGUGUACUCUGCUUUUGGCAGCAUCUGUGAUGGGAGACAGAAUGAGCGUGCUUAAUUGGCUGGGAUUCGCCGUGUGUCUGUGUGGCAUUUCAUUACAUGUGGGACUGAAGACAUAUUAUUCAAAAAACAAAGGCCCAUCUUUAAGGCAGCUCAACACUAAGAGCCCAGAGCUCGAGUUGCCCUUACUGCGGAACGGAGAUGAAAUAGAGGAUUCAGCCGUUGAUGAAGAUGAGGAACAAGAAAUCACUCUGCACUGACAUCAGUGGAUGCACACCACUGAAGUCUCAGUUGUCCACAAGUCUCUCCUUUACAUUUCCAGACGGUCUGAACAGUGAUGUCAAAGCCUUCAAAAACUACUCAUGUUUAGGUAACACUGCCAUAAAAGAGGGAACAUCCUCUUUAACUCUAUUCCUCUUCACAUCAUGUUUUCAGUUCAGACAAGGAGUUCAUCAUCAGCUGUAAAUCGACUGUGGACUUGACACAAAUUAUGAUCUUUUGCCUUAGGGAACCUUCAAAAAUGUAGCUAUUACACCUGAAUGUCAACAAAGUGUGAUGUAUGGAGAGGAAAAAGGGAUACUAUGACACCUUAAAAUGUAGUGGGUCAUUUUUCUUUGCUGGAAACAUGGUACGCUGUGGGAAUAUCUUCUUACCAGGUUUGGUAGUAGAAUUUUAAUAAUCAGACUUACUUGAGAGACUUGUGCUGCUAACAAAAAGUAAAUUAUUAAUUUCAGUCGAGCUAAAGGAUGGGAGACCAUUCGUUAAAACUAAAAGUUAAGGUCCCCAGCUUUAUUUUCUUUUCCAGGGGAUCUGAAAGGACUGCACCUUAAUGUGCCUUCUUAACCUCACAGCAGUCAAGAAGACUACUUUCAAGAGCUAUUUUUUAAAUUCAUUAUGAUUAAAUCAGCUAUUGUGUAGCAGAAUAACUUGAGUUGGAAGCUUUUUAAGAAGUUAAUCUUUUUGAAUGUUUUUUGCUGAUUUUCAGUGAGAUGCAGAAUUGUUGCACUUCAGUAAGAAAUAAAGAGAGGAGAUGGUUUCUUAUUCCAAAAUAAA